Messenger RNA from Monascus purpureus, 1200 nucleotides. The record is from the annotation of a GenBank genome assembly. Lineage: Eukaryota; Fungi; Ascomycota; Eurotiomycetes; Eurotiales; Aspergillaceae.
AUGGCUCGUCUGAGCCUUACGGAUGAUGACGCCCGCGUCCGACGGUGGUUUGCGGCUGAAGUCCAGCAGCUGGGGUGUUCACUGUCCGUGGACCAGAUGGGAAACAUGUUUGCGCGGCUGCCAGGCCGGUUGAAGUCGUCCGCACCCAUGAUCACAAUGGGAAGUCAUCUUGAUACGCAGCCUCGUGGCGGUCGAUAUGACGGCAUUCUCGGCGUGAUGGCCGCGCUGGAAGUGCUGAGGACGAUGAAAGAAAACGGGUUCGAGACCAAUUACGACCUUGGUGUCGUAAACUGGACCAACGAGGAAGGAGCCCGGUUCCCCAAGUCAAUGUGCUCUUCCGGGGUGUGGGCGGGUGAUAUUCCCAUCCAAAAGGCCUGGGACCUACGGGACAUUCACCAUCCCAACGUCACUCUCCGAUCAGAGCUUGUAAGGCAUGGAUAUCUGGGUGACCUUGCGUGCUCGAGCGAUGCCACCUCCGGACACCCUCUUGGAGCUCACUUCGAAUUGCACAUCGAGCAGGGGCCCAUUCUCCAGGAGACCAACCGAUCCAUUGGCAUUGUCCAGGGAGCGCAGGGAUACAGGUGGUUCACGGUUACUGUCCGUGGGAGGGAUGCGCACACUGGAACGACACCAUUCCGUGCGCGUUCAGACCCGUUGUUGGCAGCUGCGCGGAUGAUUGCUUCGUCGAACGAUAUUGCGAAAACGUACAACGCACUGGCUUCAACGGGCAUUAUCAAGGUUCCCUCCAAUGCAUCCACCAACACGGUUGCCUCGGAGGUGACUUUCACCCUUGACAUUCGACACCCGCAGGAUCGGAUUGUACAUGCCGUGCAAGAAGAGUGUCUCCGGUCCUUUUCGAAAAUCGCAGCUCGGGAUGGGAAAGGCGUCCAAUUCGACUGGACCCUUGACACCGACUCGCCGGCGGUUCAUUUUGACCGGGACUGUAUAGCAUCCAUUCAGGCGGCAGCAAACGAACUCGUCGGUCCGGAGAGGACAAUGCUCAUGACAAGCGGUGCCGGCCAUGAUAGUGUGUACACCAGCAGACAUUGCCCGACAGCAAUGAUCUUCGUCCCUUGCCGCGAUGGUGUCAGCCAUCACCCGGCAGAAUAUUGCGCUCCGGAAGACUGUGCUCUUGGGGCCCAGGUUCUUCUGGAUUCCGUGGUGCAUUACGACCAAUUCCGGUUGGAGCGUGAGUCUUGA